Messenger RNA from Kuraishia capsulata CBS 1993, 4953 nucleotides. RefSeq lists its product as uncharacterized. Gene Ontology annotation, biological process: maturation of 5.8S rRNA from tricistronic rRNA transcript (SSU-rRNA, 5.8S rRNA, LSU-rRNA); maturation of LSU-rRNA from tricistronic rRNA transcript (SSU-rRNA, 5.8S rRNA, LSU-rRNA). The record is from RefSeq and is a predicted model, not a curated record. Gene Ontology annotation, cellular component: nucleolus. Lineage: Eukaryota; Fungi; Ascomycota; Pichiomycetes; Pichiales; Pichiaceae. Bases 1 to 4953 code for a protein of 1650 amino acids. The transcript has a single exon.
AUGUCGAAAUAUUCGAGUGCAAACGUGCAACUGGUAGAGGAUGUGGAGUCCUCGAUCCAAGCCUCGGAUCUUGUCCGAUUAGCUGAGCUGCUGACUGACCAUAACCUGAUCCAACUGGCUCAGGCAUGGCAGUCCUUCUCCACCGCAAACCAACAUAGGAAGCUACGUGACUGCACUCUCGCGCUGACAAAAAUUAUCGAGAUACCAGAGCUUGCCAGUCAGGCGAAAGUUCUUCUUACUGAAAUAUUGACGAAUCACAACCGCGCACUGCACAGGUGUUUGGACUCGCAUAGGCCUCAGGUUGCAAAUCCGGCACUGGAUUUACUGGCAGCAGCUGCUCGCUUCAAAAACGGUGCUCUAUGCGAUCUGGUCGUUGGGAUUGACCUGAAAAAUGUGGCAUUGGCCCCCUCCAAGACAGAACUCUCGGAUCCCCAAUAUCUGCAGGAUUUUGCCUCCACUACGAGAGCCCAUUUUGGUGCUCUCUUCAUAGACAUACUGAGGUUCUCCCGGCCAACUCAGAGACAGGACUUCAUACUGGCUCAAAAUAAAGCUAUCGGUAUCUGGUUCAAGUAUAUCGAUACUCAUACCACUUCGGAGUUAAUUCGCCAGACGCUUGAAGUGUAUGGUGCAAAGGUGCUGGGAGAACAUGCCUACCGAAAGACGGCCAAGGCCAAGCUGAUACCUGCUUCCGUACUGAAAAAACUAGUUGAUUUGUUUGCACUCAAGGACGUUCGAGAUGAUGUUCUUGGUUUCAUGAUUACCCUCACAACUGACAAAAGCCUAGGUCUGGUGUAUGAAGAACCUCUAUCGCAACAGCCUCUCACGAUUGGCUCGCAAGAUUUCUUCGUCAACAAUAAGCACAUCUUCACGCUUCUAACCGAUCUGAAGCCUUGGGUUGACGAAUAUCAAUCGAGGCUGGUGCUCAAAAUAUUGCAUACCCUUCCAGAGCUGAUUCCUGUUUACAACUUCCGGAUGACGCAGGUGAUAGGGCCGCAUGAACCCAAGCUUAGUUCGUUCUGGGUGGGCUAUUCGCUUUUUUUACUUGGCCUUAUAAGUUCCGAUUGUCAUGUUCCUGUUUUCUCUUCAUUGGACAGCUUGAGUUCUGCUGAAUCAACGUUGGAGCUGGUUCUGCCCUCUCAACUAUCUAAGACUGUCGUUGCUAAGAGUCUGGUCCAUGAGUCCAAGUUAAUUCGCCAGAUCGUUGCAAAUUUGUUUCUGGCCUCUUUCAACAGGUUCACUCAAAUUAUAUCGAAUUUGGGGUCGUCAAGGGCUGAUCUUGCAGUUUCCAAGACCCUCACAGACUUGUUCUUUGCCAAGCUACCAAACGUUUCAGUGGUUGUGGGCGCCUUGAACGAUGCUCCUAACGAUAGUAUUCUGUUCCUUGCCUUAUCCAAGGUCUUGCAAAACUAUCUGGAAACUUUUCCUGUGUCUGUCACGGCCAAUUAUCUUGAUUCUCUCAUCUCCAAGGAGAGCUCUAACGGAUUGGACAUCGCAAUUCUCAACACCCAUUUGCAGAUUCAAAAAAUGUCUGCUGGUUCUAUAAAGUGGUGGAAUAGACAGGGUGGAGCCUCUUCUCUCUUUACUACUCUUUGCAAGCUUCCUGUGACUCUGGGUGAGUCGCUUUUGCCAAAGGUAGCGAAUGUGCUUGACGAAAUGUGCAGAUCAACGUCUAUCUUCACGGACCGCAAAACAGAUGAACAUAUUUGGGGAAACCAAGCGUAUGCUUUGUGUCAUUCCCUGUAUGUAUUUGCAGUUCAUUUCAAGUCUGAGCCAGACGCAGAGACCCUGCUGCAGAAUGUAUACUCCCUCCUCGAUGAGACCGUCUCCAGAUGUGCUAGGGCUCCUUAUGGAUACAUCGAUAAGGCGGCAAAAAUUGCUCCCACUGCUCAUUUGAGUGCUUUCGUGGUUGCAUUAUGCGAGCAGCUCAAGUUUGUAAGCGAUCCAAGAGCGAGCUUGUGGCUAGUACUGUUUUUGAGAGAACUAGCUCUGGCCAAUGAGCCAGUCCAGGAAGCAGAACUGGAAAUUAGUGUUCCCGAGGCCUAUAAACCCCUUUUGGAUUUCCAGGACUUUGAGAAGAAUUCAGAAGCAUAUAGAGCUCUUUUUGCGCAUGAAAGUGUCUGGGACUUGUUGAUUUCUGCUCCUUUGAAGACUCUUUCUGAUGCUCUUCCAAACAUCAUCACCAGUAUCGAGGCUGCUGGAAUUUUGUCUCGGAUUAAAUUUUCCUUGAAAGGCUCGCCUACAAAAGUUGAACUUGAUUGCAUUGAGUCGCUUUUUACUCGACUUGAGAAUUUUGCGAGUUCAAAUCCCGACGAUUUUAGGGCUGAUGCUCAAAAGUUCUGGAAAUCAUUCUAUCUCUCCAGCACCAAUUGCCCUUCUGCUGAAGUCCAGAUCUCCAGAUUUACUGUGGAAAUGUUGUACGAGUUAUCACAAUCUUUAAAACUCGAUCUCGCUGAGUUUGCAGCCCACGUGGUGUUGCUGAUCUCCACUCUCACUGAGAGUGAUUCUACGCAGACCAAGCAGGUUCUGGCUAAUUCAGUUUGGGCUCUAGACAACCAGUCACUUCUCAAGGUUAGCAAUGUCACUGAGCCUGUUGUUUCUCAUGCCAUUUUAAUGACACUUGUGGAUCGUCAAACUUUGAUUCCCUUCUCGCUAUUCAGAUCACUUAGUGGUGACGUGCGUCUGCGUUCUCAGUUAGUCAGAUUCCUUCAAAUUGAGGACUACCAUGACUUAGAGAAAUAUUUCAAAUCGUGCAUUUUCACAGAAACUGAGAUUGCACUUGAACUGGUGAUUUUUUACCCAAAUCUGGCUCAAAUUGUGAGUGAUACGUUCAAAAUUGAGAAGUCCAAGUUUGAAACUCUCUUUUCCAGCAGAGCUGGAGUGAGGCUGAUGGACCUAGUGGAGUCCCAGUUGGACUCUGCUGAAUUCACCGAGUUUGUGCAUGUUCAGGGCCUUCAGAGAGUCAACGAAAAGCACUUUGAAGUUCUCAAUGUUCUACUUGUGCCUCUUUCAAGAACAAUCUCCAAAGAUGAGAAGGCUGAUGUUAUGUCUGCAUUGGCAGCCAUUCCUCGAUUCAACAACGUUGCGUCGCAGGUAUUUUCAAGGGAAUAUCUGGAAUUUAUUAUGAGUAUUAUGGAUCAGUCCGACUCUUCUCUGGUACUAUAUUUUAGGACCUGGUGUGAGAGAUCCACUCUUUACAUCACCAAGAUGUUUGCCGAGACAGUUGGUGAGCUUCCCGAGGAAUUCAAAGCUUUUCUUGAUGGUUUCCAUGGUGUGGCUCAUAAAUACUCGGAGUACCUACCUGCUCAUCUACUUGACUCUCAAAUGGAAGUAAUUCUUGGAUCUUCGAAAUGGGUUUCUAGCGAAUACGUGGUUCGCUACGUCGCUUCUGUUCUUCUUGACUCCAGCAAAAAAAUUAACGGCUCCAAAAUUUUGCAAAUCUUUGUGAAUAACGAAUCGAAUGCUUUGAAAACAUUACCCACGAAAGAGAAUUUGCAAAGCAGAUUCUACUCCAGUGUCAUCAUUUUUGCCAUAUUCAGAUCCAAUGUCUCCAAGCUUUCGUCUCGUGAUCUUCAGACCAAGGUUGUGCAACUCUAUCUGGGAAGUACCAGACCUGAAGACUUGGUGCUGAAACAGAUUCUCAACCAGAUCGAGUCCAAGAUUGCUAUCUCGUGGGUCGACAAUGUCACUUCCUGGGACUUCCUCGAGGACAUGUCGUCUGCAGAACUGGAUGCCACGGGAGAACUCCCGCGACUAGUUACUGCUGACAAGAGAGGCAAUCUCACUGUUAAUAUCAACAAAACGUUGAUCAACAACGCUAUUUUGGGAAUGGAGUUCACUCCUGGGCUGCCCAGCGAUUUUACUAAAUGGGACGACUGGAUGAAAUUCAACGAGAGUUGCAAUUCCCUGAGUGACUUUGAGAAUGCUAAUUCAAUCUACAGGUCCCUGAAGUAUGACGCGGAGUUUAUGAUGCUCUUGUCGUUGAACAACGAAGAGUUGGUCAAGAUUGAGGAAGCGGGUUCUGUGAAAUUUGACCUUAAGAACCUGGCGAGCUCCGGACUCCUUCAGCUGAUUGUUACUAAUCUCGCAAAUGAGGAUAGUCGCAUUCGUCAAGUCUCAGAGAAGCUUCUGAGAGGAGUUGCGUCCAGCUUGGAAGAAGAGGAGAACGAAAAGGAUGGUGCCGAGAUGGAAGUAGACGCUACUGAAGAUACCAAAAAGACUACGGGUCACAAGUUUCAGAAGGACUCGGCGAUCUUCAAGGUCUAUCUUGGAAAUUUGCUAAGGCUCUACGGUGACUCCAUCCAAGAGGACGGCAAACGCAUUCCUAGUGUCGUGAUUCUCAUGCUUUCGAACCUGGUGUCUAUUAUUGCGGAUCCUUCUCAUUUCUUGUACGAAAAGGUGUACCAUUUCUUGUUGGCAUAUCCAAAAUUCAAGGCCAUGGAGCUGCCAUUGUUCAAAGCAAUCGCACUUCAGUUUUCCACCGAUGAUAAGGAUAGCGGUAUCCGCGACCAAGAAGGCUAUUAUAGGCGUCUGUCUUGGUUGCUUUCUACCAUCAAAAACUCAAUUUGUUCCGAGCUCGAUCUCAAGGUGUUGUCUAGGGACGCCUUUAUGGAGUGGCUUUUGAACCUUUCAGCGUCUCCAUAUGUUGCUUCUUCAUUGCAGUUGCAAAUUUGGGGAAUCGUCUCUAAGAUCCAGAGUCUUCCAGGCGGAUCUGAUUGGUUAAUCCGCGGCUACGCCGCUUUGUUGACUCUGGAGGCUAAAUACUUGGAGGCUGAGCAAACAAAUUGCGUUUCUACCAAUACUGCAGAGUUAGCGGCCCAGAGAGUAAAGGCCUCAAAUUACGAGAAGUUAGUGAUGAGAACGGGAUUGACGGUGGUUGGCAAUAAAAGGAUCAGAGAAUGGACAUUCGAUGAUGUUCCUAAAAUUUUGAAAAGAGCGCAUUCAGAUGAGGUCUAA